UGAGUGAUUAUUUUUUUUCUCAUUACUUCUUGUAAAAAUUUUGUACUCCGGUAAUAAAGCUUUCACAAAAGUUAACAGUUAUAUGGCUGUCAGUUUUUUUUCGGAAAUUCUAUUUUAUUUCAUUUUAUAAUUUAUUUGAGACGUAAUUAGAAACAAAAUUUCUAGAAGUCAAUUUAAGUACUGUCCAGCCUUAAAAAAUAUUCAUUUCUUAAAAUAUGGAUAACCUUACUUUAGAUCUAAACAGUGUUGACCAUAAAACAGUUGAAAAUUUUUUAAAUAAAGGAUUAGAUAUUGAUUGUUGUGGAAUAUAUAAAAAACUUUGUCAUUCACCUCUGAUGGCUGCUGUCAAGGAAAACAAUGUUGAGUUGGUGAAAUUUAUUUUAAGUAGAGGCGCCGAUCCAAACAAAUUAAUUCCAUGUCACGCUACAUAUGCUAUGACUGCUUUACAUGCAGCUAUUUUUACGGAGAAUAUUGAUAUAAAAAUUAUUCAAUAUCUACUUGAUUAUGGUGUUGAUGUGAAUUAUCCCGCUAUUGAUAGAGAAAAAGGACAUGAAGUAUACUCGUCACCUUUGCAGUACGCGGUACACAGUCAAGAUGAAAAAAUAGUCAGUUUGCUUUUGAGUAAAAAUGCAGACGUUAAUUUUAAGUCUAAAAAUGAUGGUACAGCACUUCACAUUGCUUGUAGUAAUGAAAUUUCAAAUAUUGUUCGCUAUCUAUUAGAAUAUGGAGCUGAUGUCGAUGUUGUAUCUGAUGACAACUUAACAAAAGGUCAAACGCCUCUAUUUGUAGCUAUUUCUUGGAAUCAAACAGAAGCAGUAAAACUACUAUUAGAUAAUGAUGCUAACAUCAAUAUUACAAACUUUAAUGGUAAAUCUGUGCUAAAGUUACUAAAUGAAAAUACCGAUGAAAAAAUUAAUGUGAUGGUAAAGCAGCAUGUAGUUAAAUUAAUGGCUGCAAAUUAUUAUGUAGAUACAAAUAUUUCACAAGAAGUUGUGAACGACAAUACUUUAAUCGAUUUUCAUAAUAUAUGUAUCAAUGAAAUAGACAAAAUGAAAAGAGAAAAAAUUUAUGGAACGAGCGUUGUGUAUCAUCAUAUCAUGAUUAAGAGUAUUCAUAAAUUAUCCCUAUUUGCAAAAAACGAAAGAAUCAAAUCAGGGCUUUCAGAUCCUGUGAAACUUGAAAAUAUUUUUCCUCAUUAUGCCUUUAUAUUAAUCAAUCGUUUUAAAAAAGGACUUGAAAGAAGAAAAUUAUUAGAUAAAGCUGAAAAAUUUAUUUUUGAUUUUUUCAUGAAUGAACUUCCCAAUACUUUUAUCAGACAAUUAUUUUUUUAUUUUAGUAAUAGAGAUUUAGAAAUACUUAGUAUAGUGUAACUGUUGUACAGACAUAUUUGAUAAAUAAAAAUUUUAUUAUUACAGUCAAAAAAAA
This is a messenger RNA of Cotesia glomerata, 1425 nucleotides long. Its product is annotated as putative ankyrin repeat protein RBE_0220. The record is from RefSeq and is a predicted model, not a curated record. Gene Ontology annotation, molecular function: protein binding. NCBI's taxonomy places the organism in Eukaryota, Metazoa, Arthropoda, Insecta, Hymenoptera, Braconidae. Bases 216 to 1370 code for a protein of 384 amino acids. The transcript is spliced from 2 exons.